AUGCCCUCACGAGAUGACAACUAUGACUUCAUCAAAGUCAUUGGCAAGGGCGCAUUCGGAAUUGUGGAGCUGUGGCAGCAACGUUUCAAUGAUGAGAAGUUGCUUGGCGGUGAAAGGCUUGUUGCUGCGAAGCGAGCCUUGACUGCAGCGUCUCUAAGCUACGAUAGGCUGAUUCUCGUUGGGACUUCUUAUGCCUACUUGGAGACAUGUGUACAUGUGGGUGAGAUGACUGCAGAAGAAGUUGAGCGAACUAGGCAAGAAGCUCAAGUGCUAAAAUCCCUUCAGCACCCUCACAUAGUGAGGUACCUGGGAAGUUGGGUAAGCCGCCAGAAGGAGGACCUGAUCAUCAUCCAGGAAUAUUGCAAAGGCGGCGACCUGGCACACUUCGUGUGGUACAAGAAGAAGAGCGGCGAGCGCAUCUCCGAGGAGCUCGUGAUGCAGUGGCUGGCACAGCUGACCCAUGCUUUGCAAUACUGCCACAAACGUGCGCGGAUCCUUCAUCGAGAUUUCAAACCCUCCAACAUUUUCUUGGCAGAGGAUGUGCAAUCGGUCCGGCUUGGCGACUUUGGGAUCGCCAAAAACCUGCGUUCCACAGCCAGCCUUUGCCAGACAGUUGUUGGAACGCAGGCCUACAUGAGUCCGGAGCUGACCAGAAUGCAGAAGUAUGGGCCGAAGACUGAAGUUUGGAGUUUGGGUGCAACUCUCUACGAAGUGUGCACACACAAGAAGUUGUAUGACAGCCCCGACAUCUUGGAACUUGUGGAGAAGAUCUCCAGCGCUUCCGAGGCCCCUAGGGUGUCGUCUGAACUGGGAUACUCGACAGAGCUUCAAGACAUCUGCGCAGCGAUGCUGGUGAAAGAUCCCGGAGCUCGGCCGACGCUUAGUGAUUUGCUUACAGAUCACGCAAUGCUGCGGGUGACAGUGCUCCAGUUGGAGCGCAGCAUGGGCUGGGAAGAGUCUCUGGUUCCCGGGCAAGAGCCGGACCUUGAAGUGUCCGCGGAGGCCCAGGACAAGCUGCGAGCUCUCUUCAAAAAGCACAGCAAGGAUGGCCUCCUCAGUAAGACGGAGCUUGCGAGCCUGCUUCACAAGCUGCAUCCCAAGUGGGACUCGGGCGUUGCAAGCAUUCUUCUAAAGGCUGCAGAUGAGGAUGGAGAUGAGAACUUGGAUUAUGAAGAGUUUCUGAGCUGGCUUUUGGCAGGCAACAACGAGUGGAAUCCAAUCAAGCAGGCCAUGAUGCUUUCAACCGAUGAAGAUGACCCAGAGCCUCGAGUAGAUCGAAGCAAGACCGAGGAAGCUCCAGCAGAAGGCGAAAGUUUUUCGGCGCUGGCCGCGCACGCCCGCGAGCGAUUGCUGAAGCCGGCAACGGAGGAGAGGCCUUCCCUGUCACUUAAGGAAACGGCUGCCAUGCAGGAUUUGGUGGAGCUUGCGCGACAGCACAAAGAGUUGUCUGACUUGUUGCAACAGUUUCCCUUCGAUCUCGAAGCAGAGGCAAUGGCAGCCUUGGAUUUUUCCUCGUGGCCGGUUGCUCGCUUGAAAGAGUAUGCAAGUUCCCAUGGUGGUUCCCUGCAAGGAGCCGUUGAGAAGCAUGAGCUGGUGGAACUGUGUCGGAAGCUUCAUCUUGAACAGAACAAGCGGGCAGAUGUUGCGGAUGAGGAUUUGGCAUAUGCAGAGCGCAUUGAUGCAAGACUUCGAUGUUUACGACUCUUGCAAGACCAGAAAGAUCCUGAUCCGGUGCAGCUGGCAAUGGCCCUGCGGCAAGCACAGCGCCUGCUUGUUGAAGAGCCAUGCGUCACAGCGAUCCUUACUCAUUCGCAGCGUCUUGGUAUGCGUGCCGAAGACCAGUCAAAAACUGCCAAAACUGUCCCGGAGAUGGAGCAUGCGGUGGAUCUUAUGGAAGCCGUCAAGGAUGUGAAGUUGCCAGAUGGCCGAACAAACUGCGUUUCAUCAGCCACUCUGGAAGAGGCCAAUUUCCGGCUGCAGGGAGUGAGGAGUAGAGAGGAGAAGAUCGGAGUACGAUCGCUGUGUGGGCCCUUUGUCAAGACGAGCUCGCUGAAAGGAGGCUGCUCACUUCAGCAAGCGAAGCUUCAGCUAGCACAGGUUUGGUGCCGACCAGUAGACGCAUUAGACUUCUAUGCAGAAGAUGGUUCGCCCCUAGACUCCGAGGACAAGUGGCAGGGCUUGAUUCGUGGAGUUGAGUCGCUGCAGCUGCAGUUGGUUUUAGAUCGCAGUCGACUCGGAGGCCGCAAAGGUAGCAAAGCAGGGACAAAAGCCAAAGCCAAACCGGCCGCAAAGAAAUCGCUGGCUGCACUUGCUGCGUCAAGCAGCCCCUGGCGAAAUUGA
Molecule: messenger RNA, 2340 nt
Organism: Symbiodinium pilosum
Lineage: Eukaryota; Dinophyceae; Suessiales; Symbiodiniaceae
Source: the annotation of a GenBank genome assembly